AUGGCCGACAUCACAAUGGCUGAAGACAUCACAAUGGCUGACAACAUAAUGGCUGAAGACAUCACAAUGGCCGACAUCAUAAUGGCUGAUGACAUCACUGUGGUUUUAAAUCAAAAUCACGAGAAUUUGGUGGCAUCUGCUUCAUCAAAAGGAGGUGUGCCUGCAUCAAGCAGGAACUCCAGCCCGAGUUCACUGUCAAACCAUGGAUCCUGCAGCUCGUCUGGUGACUCUGCUUUCGUGACACCCUCAGCUUCCCAUUCUGAUCAGAGUCAACAUGAUCUCGAGAGGAGGAUUCAUGCAUUGAAAGAUGAUCUGAGGGAACAUAAAGCUAUUGUAAAACAAUUGAAGGAAGAGCAUAAGCUUCGUAAGAAGAGAAUGAAGACACAGCAGGCCAUUGUCAUUAACCAACUGGGGCACAAUGCCGAGUUAAUUAGGAAGGCUCAAGAAGAGCUAAACAAAGAAACGUCCAGUUCCUCCAAGCCUUCCUCCACUGCUGCUGAGAGGUCCGGGGCUGGACCACUUUCUUUACAAAGGACUGAAUCUGCAAAGCGCAGGAGAUCUAAAAUGUCAUUUAGCUGCAUUGCUAAGCAGGGUGACAGUAAACUGGGGGUAGGGCAUCAACAGAAGCCCCCAGUUGAUCCGGCCUUUACGUUACAGUGCAACGUCAUCAAGCAGCUCUCCACAAUGGCCUUGGCCUUGGGGGUUGAGCGUACCCGGAAUGAGCUGCUCCCAAUUCUGACUGAGACCUCUUACGAAGAAGAGGGGGUGCUGCUGGCAUUGGCAGAGCAGCUGGGGAGCUUCAUGGAGUUCGUUGGUGGACCGGAGUACGUUCACUGUUUGCUGCCUCCCUUGGAGAACCUUGCAGCGACGGAAAACGCCUCAGUGCAGGAUAAAGCCAUCAAUUCACUGCUAGCCAUCUCCCACGAGCAUUCUCCUGAAGAACUAGAAAUCCACUUUCUACCGCUGGUCAAGCACCUGACUUGUGGAGACCGUUUUACAUCCAGGACUUUGGCAUGCAGUCUUUUUAGUGUCUGCUACCCUCAGGUAUCCAGCUCUGCAAAGGCCAAGCUGCGUCAACAUUUCGGCAGCUUGUGCUCAGACAACACACCAACAGUCCGCCAGGCAGCAGCAUCAAAGUUGGCUGAAUUCGCCAAGGUCCUAGAGCUGGAGUUUCUGAGAAGCGACCUUAUACCCCUCUUCACUUCCCUGGCUUCUGAUGAGCAGGAUUCGGUGAGGAUAUUGACAGUUGAAGCUUGUGUGAGCGUAGCUCAGCUGCUGCCCCAGGAAGACCGGGAAGCGAUGGUGAUGCCUACCCUCCGGAAGGCAGUGGAGGAUGAAUCCUGGCAUGUUCGCUAUGUGGUGGCAGACAAAUUUUCUGAACUUCAGAAAAUCAUGGGUCCUGAAAUCACGACAAAUGAUCUGGUUCCUGCUUUCCAAAUCUUGUUGAAAGAUUGCGAGGCUGAAGUGCGAGCAGCUGGGGCCAACAACAUUAAAGAUUUUUGUGAAAACUUGCCAGAAGAUUGCAGGGAGACUGUCGUAAUGAGUCACAUUUUGCCGUAUGUGAAGGAACGUUUGUCCGACACCAAUCAACACAUGAAGUCAGCUCUGGCCUCUGUUAUUGUGGGCUUGUCCACCAUCCUGGGCAAGGACGCAACUGUUGAACACCUGCUUCCCCUGAUCUUGGAUCAGCUCAAAGAUAAGUGCCCUGAGGUCCGUCUGAACAUCAUCUCCAAUCUGGACUGUGUGAAUGAAGUGAUUGGAGUUCACCAGUUUUCAGAGUCUCUGCUGCCGGCCAUUGUUGAAUUAGCAGAAGAUUCCAAAUGGAGAGUGCGCCUGGCAAUAAUGGAGCACAUGCCUCUGCUUGCAGGGCUGCUGGGAGUGGAUUUCUUCAAUGACAACUUGAACUUCUUGUGCAUGAUGUGGCUGGUGGAUCAAGUACACGCUGUUCGUGAGGCCGCGGCCAACAACUUGGCCAAGUUGGUGGAGAAGUUUGGCAAAGACUGGGCAGAAUCCAUCAUUGUGCCGAAAGUACUUGCCAUGGCCAGUGACCCAAACUACCUUCACAGAAUGACCACCCUGUUCUGCAUUAACGUGUUGUCUGAACUCUGUGGCCAAGAAAUCACCACAAGGCACAUGCUACCAACGGUUCUCCAGUUGGCAGACGAUCAGGUGGCAAAUAUUCGCUUCAACGUGGCUAAAACGUUGAAGAAAAUAGGACCGGUUUUAGAUGCCGACACUUUACAGAAUGAGGUCAAACCAAUAUUGGGGAAAUUGAGUCAGGACCAAGAUAGGGAUGUAAAAUACUUUGCGGAGGAAGCCAUGACUGGGAAUGGACUUCUUUAAUUACAACUUGAACUCCUUGUGCAUGAUGUGGCUGGUGGAUCGUGGUGAGUAUAGCUUUGAUGAAACGUUACUUUUGUUGAACAGAAGUCCUUCAAAGUUGCCCGUGUCGUCUUACUUGUCCAGGCGCUUCCAUGAUGCUGAGUGAUCCUACCAGGUGCCUUACCAAAAAUCCUUCAUCGUGCUUUGCACAACCUCAAAGGAUUGGGUCAGGCUCAAGGCACGACAUACCCCUCACAGAGAUAUGUUGACUCUCCCGAAUCAGACUAUGCUUCUUGUAAAUCCUGUCUGUAAGAAUCUUCUCCUACAACUUGCAACGGUGAAGUAAAACUCACUGAUCUAUAGAUCCCAGGGUCAUCCCUUCUCUCUCCCUUGAGCAAGGAAAUAACAUUUGUCACCUUCCAAUCAUCUGGGAACUUCCUCCUGUGAGGACUGGCCAGCGACGAUGCUCAGAUCGUCACUGAAGGUACAGCAAUCUCUUCCCAUGUUUCCAGUUCUUGCCGUACAUUAAGGAACUUGUCUUUGACACCAAUCAACACAUGAAGUCAGCUCUGGCCUCUGUUAUUGUGGGCUUGUCCACCAUCCUGGGCAAGGACGCAACUGUUGAGCACCUGCUUCCCCUGAUCUUGGAUCAGCUCAAAGAUAAGGUAAUUUUAUCAUGAAGUGCAAACUUUAACAUACCCCUUGUGUGACCUGUGGACGUCGUGGAUAUUUUUUGAAUAGCCUACCGAAAUCAGGCAAAUACCAACGGAGAGCUGUCUUCUGUGUGCUGUUUGAAAGCUGCUGUCAAGUCAAGAGUGGUGAUGAAAGGUCGCUUAUUGUUCAUUAGGCGAUCGGAAAGCUGGUUGCCAUCUCUGGAACUUGUACGCUCAGCCAUCUGCUGAAGGUGACGAGCAUUCCAUGCUCCACCACGAGAUACAGGUAUCUGGAUAAGUGUGCCAGAACGGGACGUGUUGCAAUCUAGACUGAUGUGUCUAGGCUUUUACUCUCGCUGAUAUUGAUUCCUGGAAACGACAGCAGUUGUUCAUCUUUCCUGUUGACAAACACACACACACACACUGUUUGCUUGGAGCUGUGUGGUGAUAUCCAGUAUGAACAUUGCAACACAGACAAAAGUGGACAGAACCUCGCAGGAAUCUUCAAGUUGGAGAUUUAGUCCUGCUCAGGGACAAGCAGAUUGCCCGCAACUGCUGGCCAAUGGCCUGAAUGAGGAGUACCAUGCAUGGUAAUUUUCAGGCUUAUCGUCAAACUGGUAUAGUCCUGAAGUGAUGAGAUCCCGUCAUGCUAAAUACUGUGCCAUGGGUUCAACUGCAAGUGGCACUCUGGCUGUGGGAAUAUGUCGACGGGCAUAUGACUGAGCAUGUACGUUCGUUAUGGGAUUUGCUGUUCUGAAUUCAGCCUUUGCCUCUUUCACCAAAUCUGGUAAGUUUGGUGUUGAGAAGUAUUUGUCGUCAGCCCUUUCAUUAUUGAGCUUGUUGCAAGGUUGCAAGCAUAAAUUGUCUUCCUCAUAAAAUGGGACAUUAGCAAAUGAGUAUGGAGAGGAAGAUUGGGGGACUGCUUUGUCGAGCAGCUACGCUCCGUCCACCACAACAGACAGGAUCUCCCGGUUGCCACUCACUUCAACUCUCCUUCACAUUCCCGUUCGGAUAUAUCCAUACAUGGCCUCCUCUACUGUCAUGAUGAGGCCAAACUCAGGUUGGAGAAGCAACACCUCAUAUACCGUCUGGGUAGUCUCCAGCCCCUUGGUAUGAACAUCGAAUUCUCCAACUUCCGGUAAUUCCCUCCCUCUCCCUCCCCCAUCCCAGUUUCACUCUGCCUCCUCUUCCAACUGCCUAUCACCUCUCUUAUGAUUCUGCCUCCUCCUACUACACAGUACUUCCUCCUUACAUUCCUUCUUCAUCUUUUCUGCCUAUCCCCUCCCCCACCCCUUGAUCUUUCCUCUGAUUGGUUUUUCACCUGGCACCUUCCACCCUCCCCCCACCUUCUUUAUAGGGCCCCUGCCCCCUCACUCUGCAGUCCUGACAAAGGGGCUCGGCCCGAAACGUUGACUGCUCAUUUCCAUGGAUGCUGCCGGACCUGCUGAGUUCCUCCAGCUUGUUUACAGUAGCCAUGUAGUCCAGCAACCAGCACAACUUUGCGAUGUGGGGGAAACGGGAUCAUCCGCAGGCACAAGAGAUAAACUGCAGUCUUCAAACAGAACCAGAGGUCAGAAUUGGACACAGGUUGCUGAAGCUACAGGACUGCUGCACUACCUGCAGUACGACUGAGCCACACGCAAGCCUGGUUUCAUUAAACCUACGAUAUUUGCAUGCUGAGAACAAUGCUCUUAAUUCCUUACUAGCUGCAAAAUAGGCAUCACCCUUUUUUAAAAAAAAACCUACAAAGGAAGUUAGCAAAAUGGCCAGCACUUUGUUAUUUUAAUCACCCUGAAGGUGCAACAAGCUGACGGCCAACACAUUUCUGUUGUAUUUUACCAUAGAUUUCCCUAUGGUGAAUAUAAUUUACCACAAGAGACACAGCUUUUCUAUGUCACCAGUCUUCUACAAAGUUAACUGUCUAGAGUUUUGAUUGUUAAUCCUUCAAAUUGACGAUUGAAAUGCAACUUUUCAUUCUUCGGGUGUCUUGGCUUGAAACAUAGACUGUCCAUUUCCCUCCACAGAUGCUGUCUGACCAGCUGAAUUCGUCCAGCAUCUUGUCUUUUGCACCCCAACAGCUGCAGUUUCCUGGGUGUCCAACUUUGAAGAAAAAGUUUCACGUUUUCAUAAUCUGUUGAAAAAUUUUUGUUUACUAGAUCAAAAAGUACCAGAGAUUUGAGGGACGACGCCCUGGUACUUUGCUGAGUUGGAGGUGGAUGGUAAUGCAGAAACCUUCGUCAAUAAGUCUUACCUCUGUUGGAAAUGUUAUGUCAGGAUAUCAUUAGCAAACCACCCAGGGCAGGGCACCGCGGACUGGUUUAAUAUUGACAAUAUUCUUGUGGA
Hypanus sabinus (Atlantic stingray) is the source of this 5318-nucleotide messenger RNA. Its product is annotated as serine/threonine-protein phosphatase 2A 65 kDa regulatory subunit A alpha isoform-like. The transcript is spliced from 21 exons. Gene Ontology annotation, molecular function: protein phosphatase regulator activity. Gene Ontology annotation, biological process: protein dephosphorylation. Gene Ontology annotation, cellular component: cytoplasm; protein phosphatase type 2A complex. The record is from RefSeq and is a predicted model, not a curated record. The coding region runs from base 1 to 2343 and encodes 780 amino acids. Lineage: Eukaryota; Metazoa; Chordata; Chondrichthyes; Myliobatiformes; Dasyatidae.